Rattus rattus (black rat) is the source of this 2754-nucleotide messenger RNA. RefSeq names its product transmembrane protein 100 (gene Tmem100). The record is from RefSeq and is a predicted model, not a curated record. Bases 1085 to 1489 code for a protein of 134 amino acids. The transcript is spliced from 2 exons. Gene Ontology annotation, biological process: cellular response to BMP stimulus. Lineage: Eukaryota; Metazoa; Chordata; Mammalia; Rodentia; Muridae.
GCAAGAGUUUCUUUGUGAACUUAAGUCAUAUUCAUUUACCUCUGCAUGUCCCCAUAACUUCACUUACAAAUGAAUGAGAAUUAAUACUAACAUGUGUCAGUCUUUAAUGUCAUACCACACCCAUAGUAGGGGCUUUGUCCAGAGAGGCAGUGUUGGUGAUUCCAGGUUUGUCAAAGCCAUUCAUCCCCCAGCACCUUAAGCAGUAAGCAGUCCUGCUUAAAUCAAGUUAACCAGGACUUCCCAGCAGAACCAGGAAUGUAGUAUUUCCCGUCCUCUUCUGUAAAUGAAGGAACAUGAGGGGAGGGGCCGGCUCACACAUACAUGAGUGGAAAACUGUCAGAGUCUGAGGCUCUGGUUCUUUGCUGACCUAGAGGCUGGGCUCAGCGGCUUGAGAACUCCACAGCUGUUCCUGUCUCCGAGGAGCUUCUGUUCCCCGGUUCUGUCCGUCAGCUAGGUCUGCAGUGCUGACUCUGGGAUUCUCUUAUGAAUAUGCCUGAUGGGCAAGCCAGAGGAAGAUCUAGAAACACCGAGUAAUUCAGAGCAGCCUGCUUAGUAAAUGGUGGGAAGAAAAGCCGACGCUGGCUCCUCUCUCUGGGGACUGUGAAGUGAUGAUCUGGAAUUACCAUGUCCCCGAGCAGAGCUGGAGCAAGCCAAAACUCUGAAUCUGCUGGCAGUGGAAAGAAAAAGAAAGAAAGAAGAAAGAAAGAAAGGAAAAAAGACAGGGAGGGGCAUGCUGGAGGAAGAGGGAGUCCAUUGAGAGGGGAGGGGAAGGCGAGCCUCACGUAGGAGCUGGGGUGGCAGGAACGAAGAGCUCCGGGAUUCAAAGUCUUGUCUACAGUUAAGUAUUUUACGUCUGUUCUGUCCCCCAGAGGCAAUCCCUGGUCUGUCCUUUUUACCAAUGCCCAGUGGGUGACAGGCUCUUUCCCAGAAGUUGAACGAGACGACAAUACUCUGACUGGUCCUUCUCUCCCAAGUCAAGUGGCUUCUCUGGUAAUGGACUGCCUUUUUCUGAGCUUCCACCCUGGUCAGGCUUUCUGAACCUAGCCUGUGAAGCAAGAUAAGAAACAUCCCCCAGGGGAAAAAAAUGACUGAAGAACCCACCAAAGAGAACGUGGGAGGCCCGAAGUCUCCCACACCUGUGACAAUGGAGAAAAGCCCGAAGAGUGAAGUUGUGGUCACCACGGUCCCCUUGGUCAGUGAGGUUCAGCUGAUGGCCGCCACCGGGGGUGCCGAACUCUCUUGCUACCGCUGCAUCAUCCCCUUUGCCGUGGUGGUCUUCAUCACCGGGAUCGUGGUCACCGCUGUGGCUUACAGCUUCAAUUCCCAUGGUUCCGUCAUCUCCAUCUUAGGCCUGGUCCUUCUGUCCUCUGGACUGUUUUUACUAGCCUCCAGCGCCUUGUGCUGGAAGGUGAGACAAAGGAACAAAAAAGUCAAGAGACGCGAGAGUCAGACGGCUCUGGUGGUAAAUCAGAGAAGUUUGUUUGCUUAAGACUGAGUAAGACCAAAAGAGACAUUUCACCCUACCGCCCUACGCUAACUCGGUGACUUCAUUCGUACCGAACCAGCCCAGGAGGGGAUGGGCUCAACUUUGGAAUGAAUUAGCAGAAUGAAAAUAGGGCAUAGAGAGGACCGAAAACGAGGCGUCAAGACGGUUCCCCCUUUGUAGGGAAUAACUCAUCUUCUUUAACGACAAACUUAAUCCUAAGGGCUAUUUCUAAGACAGAAGAAUCAGCUUUCUUUUUAUGUUAAACGUUUGGGGAGCGCGGGAAAUGCACAGCAUUAAAUAGCACUUGCUUCACCUUAGAAAGUACCUAAGGAAUGAUGGACAAACAAUGAGAACCCUGGCAAGUGGUGUUCCAGAAACGUUCCACCAAAAACCUACAUAGGCUUGGCAUUCCCAUGUACCUAGGAAAUUCUGUGUUUUAUAUAUAUAUAUUUUUUUUCUAAUAAGUUGAUUCUUUACCACCCCCUAAAAGAAUUUUCACUUUCAGUAACAGCAUUAGAGGUACUUUAUUUUGAAGAAUAGACUAAUAUUUUUUAUAUUUUAACAAUGGACAAUUGUAGAUGAUUGUAAUGAUACGUCGGAAGGAAACAGAAAUGUAGACGAGAACACAGAUGACACGGGGACAGUUAAAUUAAUACCGAAAUAAUCCAAUACAGCACCUUCGAUGGCUUUUAUACAAAAGUUCAAUGUGCAUUUCACUCAAAAUAAUAAAUGCUCAUGGCUGCUGAAACUUCUUAAAUGCUAGUUUCUGCUGUCCUUAUUGUUUUCUGAUCUAUUUUAUUUGAAUUAUUAUUAUAUUCCUGAGAGGCUGUGCUGGGGUUUGUGCAGUGAGUGCAGGUGCCUUUGAAAUCCAGAAGAGGGCGCCUGAUCUCCUGGAACUGGAGUUACAGGUAGUUGGAAGCUGCCCGGCCUGGAUCCAGGGGACAGAAUGUGGGUCUUCUGCAAGAACGGUGUAUGCUCUUAACCCUGGUGCCGCCAUCCUUCUAGCCCUUGCCUUUAUUACUUUUGUGGCUACUUCUAAUCGUCCACCUCCCCUCAUCUCAUUUGUAAAGUAUCAGUUGUGUGUUUCUCAACUGGAGAUGUCAUUUCUUCUACUGGAAGACUCUCGCUUUCAUCUCGUGAUACAAUAUGUUCCGUAGCACUUAAUGUAUCCUAAAGGGUUUCUGAAGGUGCCAGUAGGAAAUCAGUGCCUGGGGUCAGAAAUUUAACAAGGUUCCAUUAAAUGUGCGUUGUGCUUCUUGUUGAUUUAA